Molecule: messenger RNA, 6598 nt
Organism: Marmota monax (woodchuck)
Lineage: Eukaryota; Metazoa; Chordata; Mammalia; Rodentia; Sciuridae
Gene: Mob1b
Product: MOB kinase activator 1B
Exons: 6
Coding region: 288-938 (216 amino acids)
Biological process (GO): positive regulation of protein phosphorylation; hippo signaling
Cellular component (GO): nucleus; cytoplasm
Molecular function (GO): protein kinase activator activity
Source: RefSeq, a predicted model, not a curated record
CCGCUGUUCUCCGAGGAGCCGGCUGGAGGCCCUUUCCCCGCCUCCCUUUUCUUCCCCUCCCAUUAAGUGAUUCAAGCCGUGCGCUUCCCACUUCCGCCCCCUCUGCCUGCCAUAGGAACUAGCAAAGCUGAGCAAGUUGCGGCCGCCGAACUGCCGACACUCCCCUUCUCUUUCUCUCCUCGUCUUCCUCUCGCCUUUCUUUCUUUUCUUCUUUUUUCCCUUUUUUAAGGCCGCCACCGCCGCGAGGCCUCGCGACCGCCGAGCUCGAAGCUCACGCCGCGGCCAACAUGAGCUUCUUGUUUGGUAGUCGCUCUUCCAAAACUUUUAAACCAAAGAAGAACAUCCCAGAGGGGUCUCACCAGUAUGAGCUCUUAAAGCAUGCAGAAGCCACACUUGGCAGUGGCAACCUCAGAAUGGCUGUCAUGCUUCCUGAGGGGGAAGAUCUAAAUGAAUGGGUUGCAGUUAACACUGUGGAUUUCUUCAAUCAGAUCAACAUGCUUUACGGAACCAUCACAGACUUCUGUACAGAGGAGAGUUGUCCGGUGAUGUCAGCUGGACCAAAAUACGAGUAUCAUUGGGCAGAUGGAACAAAUAUAAAGAAACCUAUCAAAUGCUCUGCACCAAAGUAUAUUGAUUACCUGAUGACUUGGGUCCAGGACCAGUUGGAUGAUGAGACAUUAUUUCCAUCAAAAAUUGGUGUUCCAUUCCCAAAGAAUUUUAUGUCUGUGGCAAAGACUAUACUUAAACGUCUUUUUAGGGUUUAUGCUCAUAUUUAUCACCAACAUUUUGAUCCUGUGAUCCAGCUGCAAGAGGAAGCACAUCUUAAUACAUCUUUCAAGCACUUUAUUUUUUUUGUCCAGGAGUUCAACCUUAUUGAUAGAAGAGAACUUGCACCACUCCAAGAACUGAUUGAAAAACUCACUUCGAAGGACAGAUAAAAAAGAUGCAGAACUGUGCAAAUUGUUCUUCAAUUGAAGCUGUGUGGAGUGUAUUUGGGUUUUGUUAUAUUUUGUUUUUUUCUGGAUUGUUUUUAUCUUAGGUUUGGGGGGCUUGUUUGGGUUCCCUUUUCUUUAUUACGAAUAUAUGAAACCAUAUUCUACUGCUAGAGGAAACCAAGAACCAUUCUCUACAUUUGAAAAGGGGUGAAUUUUGUCUUAUCAGCAUACAGUAUUAUUUUUAACCUGGUUUUGGUUACUUGAAGAGUUUUUAAUAAUAUUGUGUGCUAGAAGAAAAUGCUUACUGACUGAACUGCUAAUGGUUGGGUUCUGUGUUGUGUAAAUUGUGGCCCAUUUUGAAGUCCCCAAAAGACAUGUUUUUAAAGUGCCUUGGCAGGCCCACUUCUGAGGUGCAAAGCACAGACAUAGGACUGAGCAGGGCUCAAAAUAAUAUUAGGAUUACUACCCAGGGCACUUACUGGUGCAAGUUGUAAAAUAAUCUAUGAUAAAAGCCAUAGUUGACCUAAGUUGGUGAUCUCCAGCUUUUACUACAUUGAAGAAACAUAAUUUGUAAAAGUGUGCAUGUAGAACAUAAAAAUUAGUAUUUCUUAAUUAUUUUUGAUAUUGAUGGUAAUAUAUUUCUGUUCAACAAAUGCUUAAAGUUCUAUGAGCAGAUAUUUUCCAUCUCUUGAUAUCUGUGAUAUUGAAACUUGAGGAUUUUGAAAUGUAAUACCUAUUGCAUUUUGACUUCUUUCUACAUGUUAACUGCACUGUAGGUGUAAAACUUCAGGUUAUAUUAGGAUUGCCAUCUUCAGAGGUGAUGCUAAACUGUGAGGUUUCUUAGCAAUUGCCAAAUGAGCCAUAAGUCUACAGAAUCCCCUUCUGUUUCAAAGAGGAGGGGAUUAAAGAGUGUGUUUGGUUGGGAAGGGGGUUAAUUUCUGUGAGGAGUUAGGGAUGGAAUCAAGUGGGGAGUCAAGUUCUAGAAAGUCCUGUUUUUAAAAUCUUUGAAUAGAACGGUGUGAAGAUUUUAAUCAAUUAUUUUUAAACAGAGUCUUAGAGAUUUUUUUUUUUUUUAGGAAUCAGCUUCCAUGAGAAGUUAAAAAUAAAUUAUUAAUUUUAGGUACAGACAUUAAACAUUGAAUUUAAGGACUUUAGGGAAAUUAAUCACUUUGUAGCAUUUCCAUUCAGUGAAUGGAGCUAGUAUUUGCCUAUCAUUUUAAAAUGAUAUAGUACCUUUGCUUAUUAUAGGGCCCAGAUUGAAGCAUUCUGACUUCUGGUUUUUCCACUGUGAAAAAAAUCAUUUCUUUACAGUGAUAUCAAAUAACAAAAAUGCUCAUCAUUCAAUAGUUAUUUUUAAAUUUUAUUUGCCAUGACUUUCUAGUGAAUUAUUACCACCAGUAAGUUUUAAAACAUAGUUUUUAGAAUAAAUAUUAAUUUGCUUCACUUCAGAUUUGUUCUUGAGAUUGAGAAAUACCCUUUCAGACUUUGUUUUAAUUUGACAUAUUUUGGUAAAUCUGCUUCCUUCAAUUAGAACUAUAUACCCUUCUCUUGGUAGAAACAUACCUUUUUCCUAAAAUAGAAGAGAAUAGAAAUGCUGCUCUGGAAUCGUGUAGAUUACAAAGGCUUUGUGGACAAAAAUCUAAAAUGAAAUAAAUUUAUUUGUGUUAUUAACAAGAAGAACAGUGAUACAAUUUAAUGCCCUUAAAAUUAGGAUCACAAGGGAACUGCCUUUUUCUCCAUUUCAUUUCUAGCAGUUAUUCACCAAGUACCAACAGUAGAAGUAAUGGAAGAUCUUGGCAGGGGUAAAUAUAUUGGACAUUUAUUGGUGAUGCUUAUUAAUAAACUGCACUGAGAGCUAGCUGACUUACUUAAAACAAAUAUUUCAGUGUACAAAUAGACAAAUCAAUCACUAUGGGUUGAUUCAGAAAUAAAAUUGGGUGUCGUGAGUUUUGAGAUCUAACUAUGUAGGAAAUGAAAGACACAAUUACUCAAAACUUUUCCAUAUUGCAUUUGACUUUUUAUCAUCCUAUAACAAAUGGGUUGCAAUAGUCAUGUGUGGAGAGAAUAAUAGAAAGUUGUUCUAGAUCUUUUAAACCUUACAUAGUUGUACACUGUAAAAAUGGAAAAAUAUUACUCUAAUAUUUGAUAGUAGGAUUUACCUUUCCACAGUAUGUAGAUAGAAGUUUGUUUUCACUGUGCCAGAAUCUCAGGUACCUGUGUCUGAGUGUUCACUUAACAAGUUAUUGGGAAAAAAGGAGAUAUGUAUGUGUGUAUAUAUGAUAAUGAAGUAUAAAGUUCUCCUAGAGAGAAGCCUGGCAUUGUACAUGGUGUUAGAUGGUUACAAGUAAGGAAAACACCAAAGCCAGUGAGAAAGAACUGAUUCUAUUAAAAAGUUACUUUGACUUGGUUGAUUCCUAUGAGAGUUAGACACCCUUUAUAAAAUAAGGACCAAAGCUUGAUUUUUGAAGCAGACUUGCUUACAAGUCUAUUAUAUUCUUUUCAGAUUUCUUUCUUUAAUUAAAAAUAGCCAAGACAAUUAUUUCCCCUUGCUGUUUAUACAGAGCUACAAAGAAGUUGUUUUUCUCAUCCUUUGAUAAAAGCAUCCUAUAAAACGUAAAGUAGUAAGUUAACAUAGUAUUGUUGUCACUCAUGAUGUUUUGGUUAAAAUGUUGAUAUGAAGCACAUCUUAGGAAUUAUUUUAAAUGAUGGAGUAGUGGUGGUGGACACAUGAUAACAAAAAGAAUAAACAGUUUUUAGUUAGCAUUAGAUGGUGCUACUACUGGCUUUCAUUAUUCCAUUUUCCAUAAAAACCAUGGUAUUGAACUAUACUAAAAUAGUAAGCAUGUAUUAGUUAGCUGGUGACUUUGGAUGUCAGUAUACCUUAAAAUGAAAGAUUUAGAUUUCUGUCUCUUUCUACCUUCCCUGUGUUAGUCAUUUGUAAAUUCUAAAUGGUCAGCAUAAAAUGUCUUAAAUAACUGAAGAUAUGUGUAAUAUAUUUCAGACUGAAUUAUUUCUUCCACUAUCAGGAUGGAUAAAGCACUGCAAUCUCUUUAUCAGGAAAUAGAGAUGAUGUGUUAUUUUACAUAUGUAAUGUCCAGACUCCAUUUUAUGUAUUGGUAUUUUCCUUGCUUGUAGGAAAAUAGAAAAAUGACAGAUUUCUUUUACAGCUUUGUCUACACCCUCUCCGAGAGAGGUUUUGAUAACCACUGAAAUAGUAGAAUAUGUGCCAUACAAUAUUAUGGUGUAGAACUUUCUUUUAAAAUGAUUGUCAUACCUUAACAUCCAGUGAGAGUUGAUCUUCAGAGUAGUUCCCUUGGGAGCGCUACUUAUUCCAGCUAUGCUAUGAAAGUGUAAUGUUUUUGGAAUUCCUUUAGAGAUGCCAGGAGAACUGGCUUGUAACUAUGCAAGAAAAUCAAUUUCAUCAUCUUUUUUGGCAGCUUAAUAUUUAUCUGUCCUAAUCACCAAACCAAGUCUAACAACUUGGCUGUUCUAUGAGAACUAAGCCAACAGGGAAAUUCAAAAGAAUGUGUCAUAGGAUCUGAAUCUGCAGAAGACAAUGUUUUAACCAUUAACUGCAUCAUUGAAUAAAGGAAUUAUUUUCCUGAUGUUACUAUUUUGAAGUGGACAGUAUCAUUUGGAUGUAUAGAUUUAAUUUUCUAAAUUUAGUUGAAUUACUUUAUAAUUAAAUAUAAGACUAUUUUUUUAAAAAAAAUCCCAGAGCUUCCUUUAGAACUUACUUUUUAUUUUUUAUUUCUUUUCCUGAAAACUUUUGAAUUCCAUCUUGACUAUUAUAGGAUAGUUUUGAUCAAAUGGAUAGUAUGGAAAAAUGAAUCCAGUGUUUAAAAUAGCAGUAGUUUAAGGAAACAGACUCUUUACCUCCAUUCUUUUUGUUUUUCAAACGUUUUCAUUUAAGUUAACAGUCUGACUUUAAAGACUAGAGGUUGUGUGCAAAGAAAUUGGAACGUUUUAUGUAUUAAUUAUGUUAGAUUUUAAGUCUGUCAGAAAUAAUAUAUUUAGAAUUUUAUAACUAUUUCACAUAUCAUUUUUAACCUUAAAGUUUGACUUGUUUUGAAAAGAUGGGGGCCAAAAAUAUAUUUGUAAUUUUAAAUGUGACUGCAUACAAUCAUAUUUUGAAACUUACCUAGAAUAUUUAAGAAUAUGCCAAUUCUUAGAAACACAGAUCUACACUUUAAGGACCAUUUCUAAAAUAAUUAAAAUGACAAAGAGUUUUAUCAUGAUGUUAAGAUUUACCACAGGAUUCACUGUUGUUCAGCUAUCAGCUUAAUUGUGUAUGAGAUGAUACAUGGCUAGAGGUAAAGCUAUCUCAAGAUUUAAUGAACAAGUAUAAUUAGAACAUGUAACAAAAUUCUGACUGCAGAUUAUUUGAAUUUUAAAACUUUCCUAAUAAGUUAAUAAAAGGAAAUUUAUUUUGAAAACAUAACAGUGCAUUCCAUGUCUGCUACUUAUAGCUGAACUUUAUUUAGACAAAAGAGAAAAAGUAGAUUUAAAUAGGGGUACUCAAUUUUAUAAGCAUAAUGCAAGUCUAUUUGCAAAUAGUGUUAUAUAAUAGAAAACUCUGGACUAUAAUUCUCAAAGACAGGUAGUGAAAUCACUGGCCUUUUCUAGCUGUAUGUUUUCCUAUUCUCCAUCUUCUGUUUGAAAUAUACAUACACACAUAACAAGAAAACAAAGCAGUUAGGUUGAUUUUGUAGGUCUUCAUUGUUAGUGAUUCUUUAGUGCUUACUGUCAGAAUAUAGGUUUCUAUUUGUUUUAGUUGACAGCUUUCUUUAAAUUAUGUCACUGAAAAGGAUAUUAGUUGUAUAAAAUCAAACAAAAUAUUUAAUUUUUAUUAUUAUUAAAUUUUACAGGUGGAUGUUUCUUACAGGUUUUUGUUUUUAUUUUUUUCUGAAAUACUUAAUUGUGCAGAUUGUAAAACAGAUUUGUGUAUUUUCAUUUAGGAACACUUUUCUCCUUAAAUUGUUCUGCAGAAAUGACUAUUUUUAGGGAAAAUAGUUUUUUAUAGCCACUAAAUUGUAUUUGUUAUUUUUGUACAUGCAUAACCAGGGUGGUGAGGAAGUAAUAUUUUAGGGAAUACUUUUGUUCUAUUUGAAUUUUUCCUAUACAUUUAUUACUUAAAAUUAUCACUAAGAACAGUGUCAUGAAAUCUAGGUGGAGAGUGAAUACAGUAAAUAUGAGAACAUGUAGUUCGAAUAGGUACCAUUUCUGAAGACAAAGGGAGAGAAAUAUUGCCACUGCCAAGUAAUGGAAGUAUAAGGGCAGUGUUCACAUUGUGCAAGUAUUUAAGAGAAUGUAUAAAGACAAAAAUCUUACUUUCAUGGAUAUAAAUAGUUGCUUAAAGUAGCUGGAAGGGGAAAAAUAAUCUAAAAUACGAAAUGCAGCAUGGACGCCAUAUUGUAAACUGUGCCAAGAUUAUACAAAUUGUAGUUGUUAUUGAUCAGAGUUUAGUUAUUUCAUCAUUUUUACUUUAAUAGGGGAUAAUGAAUGUCAGAAAAUCUGUAAUGUUUUAUUUGAAAGAUGUAAAUAAUGUAUACAGACUUAUAUGUGAUGGGAUGGGGGAAGUAUUUAAAUUCUAGGUUUUUUUAGAAGGAAGAAACUGAAUGUUUAUAAGAAAAUUAAUAAAUAGUUACUAUGUUUGGCCAUGA